This is a messenger RNA of Pelmatolapia mariae (spotted tilapia), 1029 nucleotides long. Its product is annotated as keratinocyte-associated protein 3-like. The transcript is spliced from 6 exons. Lineage: Eukaryota; Metazoa; Chordata; Actinopteri; Cichliformes; Cichlidae. The record is from RefSeq and is a predicted model, not a curated record. The coding region runs from base 1 to 1029 and encodes 342 amino acids.
AUGGGCGACACAGGACUGUGCUGCGACAGCCUGCAGGAUCCCAAGGCCCUGAUGAAGAUGGGUCUGAGCGUGAUUAUAGUCGGUCACGUGAACUUCCUGUUGGGAGCUCUGGUGCACGGCGUGGUGCUCAGGCACAUCAGCAUCAAAAACCAGGACCGUACCAUGCAGUACGCCAUCGCCAAUGUGGUGGUCAUCGCAUCUGGCAUGCUGGGAGUCGUUGCUGGUAUUCUGGCUAUCGUCCUCUCUAAAAACAAGAAGAGUAAAUCCCUGACGUGGUCUCUCUUCACAGUGAGUCUGGUUGCAUCUUUCAUGGCAGCGGCUUCAGCCAUUGGCCUUUUUGUAUCCGUGGUGAGGGCCAUUGUUCACGGUGGGCGGAGCCUCAUGACUUUCUGCCGCUUCCCCGACGCCACCGGCUACUCCAGCAUCACCAACGAGUGUCCCUUUGACCCCACACGCAUCUACAGUACGACUCUGAUCCUUUGGGUGCCUUUAAUCGUGACUUGUCUCAUCCAGCUGGUGUUUUGCGCCCGCUGCUUUGCUGUCUGCAUUUCCUUUCUGGGUCUGCCUUGCUGCCCUACCAGGAAGAGACCCAGAGGCAGAUCGGCAUACAGAGCCUCCAAGAACCUACAGCCAACCACCAAGAACCUACAGCCAACCACCAAGAACCAACAGCCAACCACCAAGAACCAACAGCCAACCACCAAGAACCAACAGCCAACCACCAAGAACCAACAGCCAACCACCAAGAAGGAGCACAGCAACUCCACAACGCCAGCACCGAACUCCCACCCCUCCACAGUAUCUUCCUCGUCAGCACCACAGUCUUCCUCCCUCAGAGAGACAACCUCUUCACCAGCCACACAGAGUGAGAUCAGACAGAGAAAGGCAAGUAACAAGAGCUGGAAGCCAGCAAAGGGUGACGGAGCAACACCGGCUCUUGCAAAGGGGGACGCUGGAAAGGUCCAGCUUCUGGAUAUAGCGUUAUUUAACGCAGCAGAUCUACUCGAAGAGCCAGAAAAAGACUUAUGA